Messenger RNA from Pygocentrus nattereri (red-bellied piranha), 1747 nucleotides. RefSeq names its product BUD23 rRNA methyltransferase and ribosome maturation factor (gene bud23). Gene Ontology annotation, biological process: rRNA (guanine-N7)-methylation. NCBI's taxonomy places the organism in Eukaryota, Metazoa, Chordata, Actinopteri, Characiformes, Serrasalmidae. Gene Ontology annotation, cellular component: nucleolus. The transcript has 12 exons. The coding region runs from base 158 to 1006 and encodes 282 amino acids. Gene Ontology annotation, molecular function: rRNA (guanine) methyltransferase activity. The record is from RefSeq and is a predicted model, not a curated record.
UCGUCGUCCCCUGAAGGUGACGUCGUGCUGGUCGUCCAUGUGGCUCUUCUGUGAACAGUGUUGUUGUUGUUGUUCUUCGUAGCUUGUUUUACAUUAAUAGACUUCGUUUUUCUUCAUCUUUAUUAGUCUGACACUGUAAGUCGUAGACAGAACCAUCAUGUCUUCCAGUUGUCGCAGACCGGAGCACAUGGCACCGCCGGAGGUGUUCUACAAUGAAGAAGAGGCCAAGAAGUACUCUCAGAACUCUCGAAUGAUUGAGAUCCAGACUCAAAUGUCAGCGAGAGCAGUGGAGCUCCUGAGCUUACCAGAAGAUCAGCCGUGUUAUUUGCUGGAUGUAGGCUGUGGCUCUGGACUCAGUGGAGAUUAUUUAUCAGAAGAAGGCUAUUACUGGGUGGGUGUGGACAUCAGCACUGCUAUGUUGGACGUUGCUUUAGACAGGGAGGUGGAUGGAGAUCUUGUUUUAGGAGACAUGGGUCAAGGCAUGCCGUUCAGGCCUGGAACAUUUGACGGAUGUAUCAGUAUCUCUGCGCUCCAGUGGCUGUGUAACGCAGAUAAGAGAUCCCACAGUCCUCCCAAGAGGCUCUACACCUUCUUUAGCUCACUCUACUCCUCCCUGGCAAGAGGGGCUCGUGCAGUCUUCCAGAUUUAUCCUGAAAAUUCAGAACAGCUGGAGUUGAUCACUGCCCAGGCUAUGAGGGCAGGCUUCACAGGAGGCAUGGUGGUGGACUAUCCCAACAGCAGCAAAGCCAAAAAAUUCUUCCUGUGCCUGUUCGCUGGCGUGUCUGGCGUCUUGCCUAAGGGUUUGGGGUCAGAGACUGUUGACAGAAAUGUUCCAAAUCAAGUUCAGUUCACAGGACAGAGAUCUCGCUUCAAAAAUAUGAAAGGCAAGUCGGUGAAGAAGAGCAAAGACUGGAUCCUGGAGAAGAAGGAGAGGCAGCGAAGGCAGGGCAAGGAGGUAAGGGCGGAUACAAAAUACACAGGACGUCAGAGGAGGCCUCGCUUCUGAAGCCCCCAACUCAAGACCUACCGCAGGGCUGGCUCUUGGCCUGGUCAGGUGGACUUUCUAAACGGACUGCACAAACAGCCUGGCCCUGCAGACUUGAACCCUGCGGACUUAUUUUGCUCAGCUGAAAGCCCACGAUGUGACGAAAUCCGAAAUGAGAGAAUGCCGGAUAUUACUGACUUCUGAAGCUAAUGCUGUGUUUCCCUUUUAAGAAGCAUCGAGUCUUCUUACUGCAGUGUUGGAUGGAAAUAGUUUUCUGAAGAUUUGAUAUUAAUAGUACAGUAAAAAGCUAUGGACACCGUUGUUCUAUGUAUUUGGCUGCAAAUAUUAAAAUCUCAGCUCAUCUGAUUGUUUCUGAAUUGCUGUCCCAAAGUUUUGUUAAGCUAAACUGUUCAUGCUCCACCCCCAAAAAUGCAAUUAAUGCUGUUAUAAAUAAUUAAGGCUGGGUAUUGAUACCAAUAGAGAGACCUUGAUGUCAAUGUUGAUUCUUGAAUUUUUCCCCCCAUAUCUUUUAGAUUAUGAUCUGAAAGAAGGCAUGGUUUAAAUCAUAGCAUAUGAAUGGGUUUUUUUUUUUUUACUGACCACAGUGGGUUUGAGAUCAAUGCUGGAGUGCUGAUGUGAAUAGAAUGUGUGUGGAAUGUAAUUUAGACAGCCAAUCAGCAGGCCAGGUUUUGAAACAAGCCUGCUUAUUGGCUCACAGAGGCUGAUAAAUGUCAAGGUAUUAAAAUUUUAAUUUCUCAUGGA